CGCCCCCGACCGCGGGCCGCCCCUGCACCGCCCUCCCCGGCGGGGGCUCGUCUGCCGCCUGCGGGGCGGGCGGCGCGGCGGUGACAGCGCGGCGGCGGCGAGGCCGAGGGAGCGGGAGCGCCGCCGCCGAGGACCAUGAGGAAAUUUAACAUCAGGAAGGUGCUGGACGGCCUGACGGCGGUCUCUGCCGUCGCCUCGGCGUCGUCCGCCGCGCAGCAGCAGCAGGCGGGGAACCGGGAGACCGAAAUCCAGGAGACACUCCAGUCCGAGCACUUCCAGCUCUGCAAGACUGUACGCCACGGUUUCCCCUAUCAACCUUCAGCCUUGGCGUUUGAUCCGGUUCAGAAAAUACUGGCCAUUGGGACUCAGACUGGAGCACUAAGGCUCUUUGGUCGGCCAGGAGUUGAAUGCUACUGUCAACAUGACAGUGGAGCUGCAGUAAUCCAACUUCAGUUCCUGAUUAAUGAGGGAGCUCUUGUGAGUGCCUUGGCUGAUGACACCUUACACCUGUGGAACUUGCGCCAGAAGAGGCCGGCUAUACUUCAUUCCCUCAAAUUUAACCGGGAACGGAUAACAUUUUGUCACCUGCCUUUCCAAAGCAAAUGGCUGUAUGUGGGCACUGAAAGAGGAAAUAUUCACAUUGUCAAUGUGGAAUCAUUUACUCUCUCAGGCUAUGUCAUCAUGUGGAACAAAGCCAUUGAACUGUCAUCCAAAUCUCACCCAGGACCUGUUGUCCACAUUAGUGACAAUCCAAUGGAUGAAGGAAAGCUUCUGAUUGGCUUUGAAUCUGGCACGGUGGUAUUAUGGGACCUGAAGUCAAAGAAGGCAGAUUACAGAUAUACACAUGAUGAGGCUAUCCACUCUGUGGCUUGGCAUCAUGAAGGAAAACAAUUCAUUUGUAGUCACUCAGAUGGUACCUUGACCAUAUGGAAUGUAAAAUCUCCUACCAAACCAUUCCAGACAAUCACUCCACAUGGAAAGCAGCUGAAGGAUGGAAAGAAGCCAGAGCCCUGCAAACCUAUCCUUAAGGUGGAAUACAAAACAACUAGAGCUGGGGAGCCUUUCAUCAUUCUCUCAGGAGGCUUGUCAUAUGACACUGUAGGAAGAAGACCCUGUUUAACAGUCAUGCAUGGGAAAAGUACUGCUGUGCUAGAAAUGGAUUAUUCUAUUGUUGAUUUUCUAACACUGUGUGAAACACCAUAUCCUAAUGACUUUCAGGAACCAUAUGCUGUAGUUGUUCUCCUAGAAAAAGACUUAGUACUGAUUGAUCUUGCACAAAAUGGGUAUCCUAUAUUUGAGAAUCCCUAUCCUUUGACUAUACAUGAGUCUCCAGUUACCUGUUGUGAAUAUUUUGCUGAUUGUCCUGUGGAUCUCAUACCUGCACUCUAUUCAGUUGGUGCUCGACAGAAACGUCAAGGUUACAGUAAGAAGGAAUGGCCUAUCAGUGGAGGCAACUGGGGUGUGAUCACACAGAGCUAUUCAGAGAUCAUUAUUACAGGGCAUGCUGAUGGAUCAAUCAAGUUUUGGGAUGCAUCAGCAAUAACGCUGCAAGUACUCUAUAAGCUAAAGACAGCCAAAGUAUUUGAAAAAUCACGGAAUAAAGAUGACAGGCCGAACACAGAUAUAGUAGAUGAAGAUCCAUAUGCUAUUCAGAUCAUCUCAUGGUGUCCAGAAAGUAGAAUGCUGUGCAUAGCUGGAGUUUCUGCACAUGUCAUUAUUUACAGGUUCAGCAAGCAGGAAGUGACAACAGAAGUCAUUCCGAUGCUGGAAGUACGUCUCCUAUAUGAAAUAAAUGACGUUGAAACUCCAGACGGUGAGCAGGUCCCACCUGUACCAACUCCAGGCACAGGUUCCAAUCCCCAAUCCAUUGUUCCCCAGUCUCAUCCAUCUACUAGUAGCAGUUCAUCUGAUGGACUUCGUGAUAAUGUCCCAUGUUUAAAAGUGAAAAACUCUCCUCUCAAGCAGUCUCCAGGCUACCAAAUCGAGCUUGUCAUCCAGCUGGUGUGGGUGAGUGGAGAACCUCCCCAACAGAUAACCAGCUUAGCCAUCAACUCAGCAUAUGGCCUAGUAGUUUUUGGAAACUGUAAUGGUAUUGCCAUGGUUGAUUACCUCCAGAAGACAGUGCUCUUGAAUCUAGGAACUAUUGAACUGUAUGGCUCCAAUGAUCCCUACCGCAGGGAGCCACGAUCUCCCCGCAAAACUCGGCAACCAUCCGGAGGUAUGCUGACUGUGGCUUCUUGCAUGUGCGGCCUUUCUAACUUAUAUUCAGAGUCUGUGAAAAAGCUUCGCACCUCUUAUAUAACAGGUCUUUGUGAUAUAAAUGAAGGUAUGGUGGUGCCAGAAGAUCGCUGCAAGUCACCCACGUCAGGUUCUGGUUCACCAAACAAUUCUGAUGAUGAACAAAAAAUGAAUAAUUUUAUAGAAAAGGUGAAGACCAAAAGCAGAAAGUUUUCCAAGAUGGUAACCAAUGACAUAGCAAAGAUGUCCAGGAAGCUAAGUUUGCCAACUGAGUUAAAGCCUGAUUUAGAUGUCAAAGACAACUCUUUCAGUCGAUCCCGGAGUUCUAGUGUAACUAGCAUUGAUAAAGAGUCACGGGAGGCAAUUUCAGCUCUUCAUUUUUGUGAGACUUUCACAAGAAAGGCUGAUACAUCACCUUCCCCAUGCCUGUGGGUUGGGACCACGCUGGGUACAGUGCUUGUCAUUGUACUGAACUUACCCCCAGGAGGAGAGCAAAGACUUCUUCAGCCAGUAAUUGUUUCUCCUAGUGGAACCAUCCUGAGGCUAAAAGGGGCAAUCCUGAGAAUGGCUUUUUUGGACACCACAGGAUCUUUGGUCCCACCAGCACAUGAGACCUGGAGAGAACACCAUGAAGAUAAAGAUGAAAAAGAAAAAGCAAAAAAGCGACGACCUGUCUCUGUAUCCCCUUCUUCCUCUCAGGAAAUCAGUGAAAACCAAUAUGCAGUGAUAUGUUCAGAAAAGCAAGCAAAAGUUAUCUCACUGCCAUCCCAGAACUGUAUUUAUAAGCAAAAUAUAACAGAGACUUCUUUUGUUCUUCGUGGAGACAUAGUGUCGUUGAGUAACAGUAUCUGCCUUGCAUGUUUUUGUGCCAAUGGACAUAUUAUGACUUUUAGUUUGCCAAGUUUAAGGCCAUUGUUGGAUGUGUAUUACCUGCCACUCACCAACAUGCGGAUAGCCAGAACGUUCUGCUUCACUGAUAAUGGACAAGCACUCUAUCUUGUCUCACCAACUGAAAUACAGAGGCUCACCUACAGCCAAGAAACAUGUGAAAAUCUUCAGGAAAUGUUGGGUGAGCUCUUCACUCUCGUAGAAACACCAGAAGCACCAAACAGGGGGUUCUUCAAAGGCCUGUUCGGUGGUGGGGCACAGUCACUUGACAGAGAAGAACUCUUUGGAGAAUCAGCAUCUGGGAAGGCAUCAAGGAGUCUUGCCCAGCAUAUUCCAGGACCUGGGGGUAUCGAAGGUGUCAAAGGAGCAGCAUCUGGUGUAGUUGGUGAACUGGCACGAGCACGGUUGGCACUGGAUGAAAGAGGACAGAAACUGGGAGAACUGGAAGAAAAAACUGCAGCUAUGCUUUACAGUGCUGAUUCUUUCUCAAAACAUGCUCAUGAGAUGAUGUUGAAGUACAAAGACAAGAAGUGGUACCAGUUCUGAUGACUCUCAUCAAUCACAUCUGUUUAAUUUUGUCCUGGUGAAAAAAUCUUGUUUUUUCAUUAAUUUUGGCAGGACCACUGAAAUUUAAAGGAGUAUUCACCAUCGGAUACUGUUGUUUCCUAGCACAAAUGACACACUGUUUUACCUCAGUCCUGGCUUUAACUGAGGAGCUUUAUAUCUAAGAAACACACACACACAAAAAAAAAAGAAACUUGAGUGUUUCUUAGCUGUUGGUUAGCAUAAAGUUGGAACAGAGAAGGUAGCUGGAACAUGUGGAAAAGAGAGUAAAGGGAAAUCGUGGUGAGAUGGGCAGGGGCAAUGCAGGGUCAAUCCUGUGUUAAUAUUUCAUAUGCCAAAAGUUUUUGUGCUCUUGUAAUUGCUGCCAGUGUUAUACCCUCCUGUAAGGAGAGGCAAUAAAUCAGGGGUCUAAGAGCUGGAAUCGAGCUGUUUGUCUUGCUGGACAGUAGCUGACUUACAAUUACCCUCUCUAGGACUCGCUAUAUUGACCAUUAUUGUUGAAGAAGAGUUGAAGUUUCCUGUCACUUCUUACAUUUAAAAAGCUGGAAGCUUGGAAGAUUUCUUAUUGAAAAUUGUAUACAUAGUUGACCUGUGCGUAGUCUUUUCUUGGACCCCUGAUCUAGUACUCUUGUAUUCACAUCAUAUUCUGUGACGUGCAAAACAAAAGAAUACGUAUUUUUUUGCAUUAAAAAGUCAAGUGAAUAAUAUGACUGGAAUGUGUCAUGCUGGGAGUUUUCGUUUGUGUUAUGGCCGUGCAAUGUGAAAUGUGGUAACAUCUUCCUUGUGGUAAGAAUUCUUCAACUUCUGUUCAGUUAAAUAUUAUUUUUGCCAAAAAAUAGUUAUUGGUUCAGGUUGUGUAACAUUUAGAAUUGGCUGUGGGUUCCAUUCAUGAUGUGAGUUUUUAUAAAUGUUCGACAGAAUGUAUCUUUACAGCCAUUAAUUGAAAUAGCUGAGAUAGUUUUGCCAAGACUUAAGUUCUAGAUGCCCCUUUAGUCCUUUACUAUGAAAUUAGAUAACCUUGGACUCAGGUUUUCAGACUUUUACACACCACCACCAUGAAUAACGGCAAGCAAGCAUCUAAUACUUGAUAAUUGUCAGUAUGUUGUUUAGCCAAUCUCUAAGUUCUGCCAGUAGUGCUAUUUUACAUAUACCUGUCUCAACCCCAUGCAGCACCAAAGACACUUGUCCUAAAGUUUGGAUUUAAUCUCUAAAGCAGUGUUUGCAUUGUAAGCAGUGAUAAAGUGUGCAUAAAAACUUUAGGAAUUGCUGAAAUAAUGUUCCAUUUGGGUGAGGUAAAUAAUACAGCUGAGCUAACUGGUUAGUGGCUACUGCACUAAAGCUGUAUCAGUGUGAAUAACCAGGGCUCUUUUUAAAAGAGAGGAUUCCUUAAAAUAAAUGCUUGCAUUUCAAAAUUCAUUUAGACCUUUUUCCUCAAAUCAGGAAUAGUUGUUCACUGGUUUUGUUUUAUAAAAGGGAGUACUUAGAAGCUGAUAGGUCUGAAAUUAAUCACUUAGGUUUGCUUCUCCAAGCAUAGCAUUUUGUGUACUUUUUUCACAAACUUCCUGAAUGUUCCCAAAGCAAAACUUUGGUUAUAUUUGUAUUGUGAAGUGAUGUUGCAGGUACACAGAUAAGGCAACCUUACAAAACACCUCAAGGAUGCAAAAUAUUGAAGUCAUUUAUGGUUCCUUAAAUCACUUUUCAAAUGAGAGGAAAAUAUGUUCAGGCUUUGAAGCACAAACUGAUAAUUUUUCUCACUUUAGGUAAAGGAACAUUUUUAAAAGACAAUUGAAUUGUGUUGCCAGUAAAAGGGCAUGCCCUACUAUGCCCUC
This is a messenger RNA of Serinus canaria (Common canary), 5519 nucleotides long. RefSeq names its product syntaxin binding protein 5 (gene STXBP5). Lineage: Eukaryota; Metazoa; Chordata; Aves; Passeriformes; Fringillidae. Gene Ontology annotation, molecular function: GTPase activator activity; syntaxin binding; myosin II binding. The record is from RefSeq and is a predicted model, not a curated record. Gene Ontology annotation, cellular component: cytoplasm; plasma membrane; SNARE complex. Gene Ontology annotation, biological process: regulation of exocytosis; regulation of protein secretion. Bases 136 to 3672 code for a protein of 1178 amino acids. The transcript is spliced from 29 exons.